Messenger RNA from Centropristis striata (black sea bass), 1108 nucleotides. It is a transcript of the gene cinp, whose product is annotated as cyclin dependent kinase 2 interacting protein. The record is from RefSeq and is a predicted model, not a curated record. The transcript has 5 exons. Bases 63 to 845 code for a protein of 260 amino acids. NCBI's taxonomy places the organism in Eukaryota, Metazoa, Chordata, Actinopteri, Perciformes, Serranidae.
AUCAAUUCAUCCGCUCGUCACCGCCGUCGCCGGGGCGUCCGACCAUAGAGUGUAUAUAAAUAAUGGGCGUAGUCACCGUGACGUCACCCAUUGGUUUGUGGACUGCCCGUCGGAAGCCUCGAGUUCAGCGUUACACUCGUCGCCUCUCUACACCGGCAACCCGACUGAGAGAAGCCGCUGCUAAUUCAUGUGGGUGCGAUGACAUCGCAGUGACCUCAGUGAACAGGAAGUGUUCCGCCGUCACAGGAAGUGCCCGAAAGAUCAAAGACAACGCCGCCGACUGGCACAACCUGCUGCUGCGGUGGGAACGGCUCAAUGAGGAUGGCUUCACCACGGCAACCAACAUCACCGACAUUACGCUGACGUCAUCAGGGUCACAAAACCAUCAGCUGCUGCUGGACAAGUCUCCAUCACCUCCAUCAGUUCCAUCAGCUUCCUCUCCGGCGCUGCAGCAUGCCGCCGCCACGCUGCAGGACGAGUGCUGCAAGCUGAAGGACAUUGUCGACAAGAUGGUCGUCGUGGUGAUGAAGAUGGAGCGCCUGAUGACAUCACAGCGUGGCGUUCACGACCUGGAGGAGUUUCAAUUCGGACCCGAAGGACGAAAAUUUCCCCUGUUUCACAGCUGGAACAGCAAACACUUCAGUGAGUCGUCUCGAGUCCUGCUGGACACCUUCUGGCAGGAGCUCAGGUUGAAGCAGACGAUCCUGCAGGAGCUGGCUCACACCAUGACCUCUGACCUCUGCCUGGUGUACCUGUCCUGCUGGCUGCACCAGCCGCUCGUCCCCCCUCAGACCAGACUGAUGCUGGAGGCCCUGCUGCUGGAGACCGGGCACCGCCCCCUCUGAACUCAUCACGGUCAGCUGGAACCAGGAGGACCUGGUUGACCUGAUGGACCCGAUGGACCUGGUGGACUCGUGUUAAUGUCGUGAACAAAGAAUAUGUUUCAUAUUUUAGAUUCUUUUCUUUGAUGAAGAAGGAAAGUUUCCAGUUGAAUCUGAAUCCUGUUUGUUUCUGACUUAAUUCCAGAUGUUCUCUUCUAGUUCUGUUUUUCAUAUUAAUAUGUAAUGUUGGAAAUAACACAAAUAAAGGAAAACCUCUGAAUGAGAAA